CGCAAAGUCAAGGUUGUUGUCGAGCAGAAUGUCAUAGACAAGCCUUCUCCCGUUGAGGAAUUCCCUAUGCGCGCUUGGAGUAUGCGUUUGUUCAUACUCGACGACCAAGGUAAUGAGAGACCCGCCGACGUCUUUACCAAGGUCGUCUACAACCUGCACCCUACUUUUGAGAAUCCUGUUCAGACCUUCACCAAGCCUCCCUUUGUCUGCAGCAACGAGGGCUGGGGCGAGUUUGACAUCAGCAUCGACCUCUACACAACUGAAAAGACCAAGCUCGCCCCCAUCCUCCAGGACCUCAACUUCCUCCAGAACAAAUAUUCGGGCAUCCACGACGUCACCUUCAAGAACCCGUCGCAGGCCCUGCAGGAGCGUCUGCGCGAGACGGGCCCCCUGCCCAACGACGAGGACCGGCCGCGCAAGAAGGGUGUUGCCGGCGCCGUGUCGGGCGGCAAGAAGAGCAGCCAAAAGUUUGACUAUGAGAAGAUUGCCGAUGCCCUGCAGAGUCUCGAGGAGGAGGAUCUUCUCAAAGUCAUCCAGCUCAUCAAUGAGAACAAGGGGCCCGACACAUAUAUCCGCAGCGAUAUCGAAGUGGAUGACUUGCGUGAAGCUGGCGAGUUUUCGAUUGACCUGUAUACGAUGCCCGACGCACUCACAUCCAAGCUGUGGGAUAUGUUUAUGCAGACCAAGAAGGGAUUU
Molecule: messenger RNA, 696 nt
Organism: Geosmithia morbida
Lineage: Eukaryota; Fungi; Ascomycota; Sordariomycetes; Hypocreales; Bionectriaceae
Product: transcription initiation factor TFIID/TFIIF subunit
Exons: 5
Biological process (GO): chromatin remodeling; regulation of transcription by RNA polymerase II
Cellular component (GO): Swr1 complex; NuA4 histone acetyltransferase complex
Molecular function (GO): histone binding
Source: RefSeq, a predicted model, not a curated record